Messenger RNA from Pocillopora damicornis (cauliflower coral), 1137 nucleotides. RefSeq names its product pyroglutamyl-peptidase 1. The record is from RefSeq and is a predicted model, not a curated record. Gene Ontology annotation, biological process: proteolysis. Gene Ontology annotation, cellular component: cytosol. Gene Ontology annotation, molecular function: pyroglutamyl-peptidase activity. Lineage: Eukaryota; Metazoa; Cnidaria; Anthozoa; Scleractinia; Pocilloporidae.
UACCCAGAAUCUCUCCAAAAUUAGGGCCUCAUGUCAGUAAACAGUUGUGGCAAUUUUUUUUUACUUAUAAGGGUCACUAUCAUUUUGUGUUUCUAUUAUCUGGCAGGGUUUGGUCCAUUUGGUUUGCAUCAAGUUAAUACCAGUUGGGAGGCUGUCAAGGAAUUACCAAACACUGAUCUUGCAGAAGAAGUCAAUUUGGUGAUAAAGGAGAUUCCUGUGGAGUACUGUGCAGUGGAUGAACAGGUUCCUCAGUUAUGGAAUGAAGUAAAACCCAAGCUCUGCGUACAUGUGGGUGUCCAUGGUCUUGCAGACAGCAUUCAACUGGAGAUGUGUGGUCAUAACUAUGGCUACAACAGACCUGAUGAGACUGGCAAAAAAUGUGAAAAAGGCUGUUGUGUUGAUGGAGGAGAGGAGUGCCUGUUUACUUCUCUUGAUUUGGACAGACUGUGCUCUGAAGUGAUGACAGCUAAAAGCCCAUGUCUUGUAGGAACUUCUGAUGAUGCAGGAAGGUUCUUGUGUGAUUAUUCUUACUACAAAUCUCUUCAUCUUGGACAUGGCAGGGGUACUGUGGCAUUUGUUCAUGUACCACGUGCAGACUCACCCUAUAGCCUUGAGGAUCUAGUAAUCUCACUAAGACUUAUUAUCUUCGCUAUGCUAAAGCAAAUCAGCUAGUGGAACUAGUCUUUCAAGCCUGUUGAGGGGGGAAGGAUUGCGCAAAAUAGUUGUUUGGACAUCUUGAACAAUACCAUUGUAUUUUUCUAUUCUGUAAUUAUAAAACAAUCUUGCAGAAAAACAGAAUUGAGAACAGUUAUACAAAGCUGAUAUCACUUAAUUAUAAUACUAUUAAAUUGUCUGCAAUGGAGUACUGCCGUUGCUGCUACAAUUUAGCUAUUUUGCAUGACAAGCUAAGGAAAAGAAUGAACACUACAGUUGUCCAGCAUAACAGUAGUCGGCCAUAUUAUUUAUUAUACUUUUGUGCCAUGAUCUUAAUUCAAAUUAGGCAGCCACAAGCACACAGCUUAUAGCUACCAUAUCUGCAGCAAGACCUCUCGUACUUGUACACAGGGGCUUAUAGCUCAGAAAAUAGUUUUAAAAGGAUUCCUAAUAAACAAAGAUUGGAUUGUAUUUUGAAAGUGA